AUGUCUCGUAUUUUCUUUGCUAAAAGUGAUACUGAACGAAAGCGGGAAAAACGUGCUGCAAAGCGAGACACAAUUAUCGCUGCUGCCGUUGAAAGUAGUAGUAGUGAUACUUCUGACGACGAAAUGAACUUGCCUAUGUCUGAUCCAUCAUUACAAAAUGAUUAUCGAGAUUUCAAUGAUUUAAUAAAAUUAAAUAAAAUAGCUUCGCAACAAGAAAAUAAUAGUGCUACUAACCUUUCAUCAUCUAGUGAAGAAGAUGAUGCUGAUCUGGACGAAUUAAUUCGAGCAACCGAUGUAAGUUAUCAAUGUAAAGUUUAUGCUAAUAGUUUCUUAUCAAUACAUGAUGCAUGUGAACUCAUUAUUAAAUUGUCUCGCCGAUUAAAUUUAGACAAAAAUAAAGCGAAAAUCUUAUUACAUGGUAUACGUUUAUUACUGCCAAACGACAACAAAUUGCCACGAACACUGGAGGGAUUAUUGAAAGUGCUUGGUAUAAACAAUAAUAAAAAAGUGGUCUAUCAUUGUACAGAAUGCCUCACUUACUUAAAUACACCUCAAGAAACAAAAUGCUCAUCGGACUGUCAACUAAAUAAUAAAUAUCGUUCAUUUUCGAACGUUAGUGAAUUAACCAUCAAUGAUGUUAAAAGCGAGAUUAGUAGUACCAUCGAAAGAUAUGCCAAUGUUAUUCUUGAUUAUCGAAAUCGAUCAAACUUAUUAUUACCAUGCGAUGUACCAAAUGCUCAUAUUUACCAAACUAUAUCUUCAACAACAUCAAUAAAAAGUAGCCAAAAUCAAGUAACAGUAAUGCUUCAUACUGAUGGUGCGCCUGUUACUAAAUUUCGUGGUAAAUCUUUAUGGCCGAUUCAAGCGACGUUAUGUGAAAUUCCACCGCCACUUAGAGAUCAUAAACAAGCUAUUAUGAUAUUUGGAGCGUGGCUUAGUACACGUCAUCCUGAUAGAAAUUUGUUAUGGACAAGUAUUGUGAAACAAAUUCAACAACUUUUCGGUGACGAAAUCACUGUUACGAUUAAUCGAUGUCAAGUUAAGUUUAUUGUUCGUACACAACUAAUAACAUUUGAUCUACCAGCACUCGCUUUAAACUGCAAUAUAAUACAAUAUAACGGAUAUAAUGCUUGUCCAUUUUGCAAAAUACCAGGUCGAUCACUUGAUAAACAAGUAUUUUAUCCACACUCCUCCACUUCAUAUCCUGUUAAAUCAAUCGAUGACUAUCGACGAUAUGGAGUGUCAAACUCGUCGUACAUUACAACUCUUGGUAUUAAAGGCCCAACGCCGUUAACAGAUAUAUUGUUACUUCCAAUUCAAAUUGCCGUUGACUACAUGCAUUUAGUGUGCAGUGGUCAUAUGAAAACUUUAAUCGGCUAUUGGCACAAAAUGUUGUUACCACGUGUGUUUAUAGAAGCAUCAGAUUAUUUAAUGUCCAUCACCUUACCACAUUGCUUUAAUCAUCAAUUUAUGCCAUUGGUGGAUUACAAUAAUUGGAAAACAAAAUAUUACAGAGAUUUUCUUCUAUAUGUUUCACCUAUUUUUUGUAUUUUAUUUUUACCAGACAAAUAUGCAUUACAUUUUUUACAUUAUUUUAUAUAUGUUCGUAUACUUUAUCAUUAUCAAAGCAUGUCAGAACUCGACAACAUUGAUUUAUUGUUUGAUGAAUAUUACAAAAAUUUAUCGACAUUAUAUGGUCCAAAGUCAGAAUUAUUUACUGUGCAUUUACAUUCUCAUCUGAAAGAACAGGUAGUUCGUCAUGGUGCUUUAUCGAUGACAUCAUGCUUCGCUCGCGAAUCAUAUUUGGGGCUAGCAUUAACUAUGUGUCAUGGGAAAAUGUAUAUUCUUGAACAAUAUAUUUCGUGGCAUUUGAUUGAUCGUUCUUUAUAUGAGAAGAACACCAUCGAUGUAAAUGAUAUUUUUAUCAAUGAAAAAUUUAACGAGCGUUAUUUGAAUAUGCAAUUGAUUACAAAAUACAAAACGACAUUAACGGAAUGUUUAAUAGAACAAAAAUUUGCAUUCGAUCAAACUUUAGAAAUUCAGUAUUAUACUCGAUAUUAUCGUGGUUUUAAAACUUUUCAUUCAAUGGUAUAUUCUCGUACGGGAAAAGCAAUUAGCUAUCAAGUAUCUCUUGUUAAUCCCAAAUGCACACAAAUUAAAAAAAAAUGUUUUGCGGAUGUCAUACUUUAUUUCAAAUUAUGCAAUGUGUAUUAUGCUUUUGUGAAACAAUAUCCAUGUAUUAAUGCUAGUGUGGGAAUAGGAUUAACAACAGUUGCUAUUCCACAAAAUGUUGUUGAACGACUCGACUGUUAUUAUGGUUUAUUCAAUGUCAAGAAAUAUUCUUAUAAAAUAGUUCCAGUAGGUGAUAUCUUGAACAAAGUAAUCAAGAUGGGUUGGAGUGAACAGAACAUCUUUGUAUUCACUGAUGUUGUUGUUGAUUGGGAGCAUGAUUAA
Molecule: messenger RNA, 2454 nt
Organism: Rotaria sp. Silwood2
Lineage: Eukaryota; Metazoa; Rotifera; Eurotatoria; Philodinida; Philodinidae
Source: the annotation of a GenBank genome assembly